Molecule: messenger RNA, 877 nt
Organism: Effrenium voratum
Lineage: Eukaryota; Dinophyceae; Suessiales; Symbiodiniaceae
Source: the annotation of a GenBank genome assembly
UGCCAUUUGGCAGAAACUGUUCACCGCGAUUUCCGUUUCCCGGUCGCCGGAUGAGUGACUGGCCGUUGAGCAAGGAGGAGCAGAAGAAGCGCAUCAUCCGAUUGUAUGACAAGGAUGUGAAAGCUGCCAACCAGCUGCUCAGCUCGGGGGAGGCUGAGCUGAAACAGGCCAUCCAGGCCUUGCACGAGGAGCUGAAAGCAGCCCGUGCAGCCGCCCAGAGCCGCAGCAGCGCAGCCCAUCGCGAGCCUCGGGCGACUCGAGAGACUCGAGAGGUGGUUACCGACAGCUGCCCCAAGCGCCGCUUUGAGCCAUCUUCCCCGGGAAGCGACCGCGCCAGCGAUGUGACCGAUGCAGAUGCUGCCGCAGAAGCUGCUGCGCGGCUGCAGCAUGUCAUUGUUGACGCUGCCGCGACGCUGGCAUCGUUGUUUGGGACCUCCUCGCUCUCCUCGGUCCUGGUUGGCAUUGCCGAAGAGGCUGAGGACGGGGACAAGGAGGCGAGGCAGCGCGCGAAGUCUGAAGGCAGCCGGGUUGUUGCCGCGGACAUCCGAGAGGAUCGACGCCGGCGCAAGUCGCGAGGGAGCUUGAGGGUGUCAUUUGCAGAAAGUGAAGAUGCCGACACUGAAGCAAGACCGCGGCGUCCAUCUAUUGCAGAACCAGAGCCCUCGCCCUCGAACUCGCCCAGGGAGGCACACUUUCAGCCAGCCGCAGCGGCUCAGGCGUUGAAAGGUCAGCCCAAGAGCUGCCUUGCUCGCCGGUCACGCCGAGGCAGAGCGGCGGCGGCGUCUUCCGUGCCAGCCGGCGUUCUCGAUUUCAUCUGAAGGGCAAGGAAUUCGGAGCCCAAUGCCAAUGCUCAGGAAUGGAUCGGAGAGCCCGCGAA